Molecule: messenger RNA, 1008 nt
Organism: Adineta steineri
Lineage: Eukaryota; Metazoa; Rotifera; Eurotatoria; Adinetida; Adinetidae
Source: the annotation of a GenBank genome assembly
AUGGCCACGCAAAAUCAAUCAGAUCAACACCAAGGAUCACAUUCGAAUUAUAUGAGUAAAAUAGCAGAUUAUCAAAUUAUAGAGGAAAUUGGUAGAGGAACAUAUGGAGUAGUUCUGAAAGCUCAAUGUAAAAAAACGGAUACAAUUGUUGCUUUGAAACGUAUACUAGAACAAAAUGAUGGUGAAGGUUUUCCUACAUCGGCAUUAGAUGAAAUUCGAGUUUUACAAUUUAUCACGCAUGAAAAUAUUGUUCAACUAAUUCGCAUGUGUGAAUCAUCAAGUCCAGAUCUACCUGAUUAUCAAGUCUAUCUUGUAUUGGAAUAUUGUAAUCAUGAUUUAGCUGGUCUAAUAAAAAAUCGUCAACUACAUCCUACUCUUGAUAAUCGAAAAUGUAUCAUGAAACAAAUACUCAAUGGUCUUUCGGCUCUUCAUGGCAAAAAAAUUAUGCAUCGUGAUUUAAAACCAGCAAAUAUUUUAUUAACAAAUGAUGGUAUAGUUAAAAUUGCGGAUUUUGGUUUAUCCGACAUAAUUACAUCACCAGAAUUCGGCCAACAACAAUCACUUUCAACUAACGUUGUUACAUUAUGGUAUCGUGCACCAGAAUUAUUAUUAGGUGAUCCAAAUUAUGAUUUUGCAAUUGAUAUGUGGAGUGUUGGAUGUAUUUUCGCCGAACUCUUUAUACGUGAUGCAAUUUUACGAGGUGAUAGUAAAGAGAAGCAAUUCGCAUUAAUUAAAAAAUUAUUUGGUGAUAUUAACUGGCCCGGUAUACAUCAAUUACCAUUAUAUUCUCAUUUAAAUAUAUCUCGAUUUAGCCAAGGACAACUUGAAAAUUGUGUGAUAGAUUAUCGAACGAAAAUUUAUAAUGAAGCUUCACGUGAUUUAAUAAAUGAAUUGUUAACAUUAGAUCCUAAAAAACGUAUUGAUGUAAAUAAAGCAAUUCGUUCUAAUUAUUUUAAACCUGAACCAUCAUUAAAAGAUUUUAAAGAUUUUUUAUCAAAGCAUUCAUGA